AUGGCUCAUGCCAUCCUGGUUCAUCAUGAGCAGAAAGAUAGAAAAUGUUUGCGGGGCUCCAGGGCACGUGGCUCAUUGGAAAUUAAGAAAAAAAAUGAGGCUGUGGACUGCAUGCGAGACGGUGAACCCAUCAAGAUGAAGACGACAGCUGAUAAUAACGACUUUCUCCACAGGAUUGAGGCUUGCAUAUCGCCCAUAUAUGACGGGGCUGCUGGUGCCAUUGGCCCUCUGCUUGAGUAUCGAAGCCGCACUCCGACAAAGUCAAGGAUGCUUCACUGA
Phytomonas sp. EM1 is the source of this 279-nucleotide messenger RNA. Lineage: Eukaryota; Euglenozoa; Kinetoplastea; Trypanosomatida; Trypanosomatidae. The record is from the annotation of a GenBank genome assembly.